ACUUGUAACAUUAUAUCCUAUGGUUAUAUCUAAUGUUUAUGGAUUUAGUCCUGUGCCUCAGCCGGUGUCUCCCAACACUAACGUGUUAUGAGCGGUAAAAACAUGGAGGUGACAGCUGCACGCCGCUCGUUUCUUUGUGAUAUCGGUUUCUGGGCAGACCGGACGGCCCUGCACGAGGCAGCGUUCCACGGCAGGGUGCUGCAGGUGAAACAGCUGAUAGAGAGGGGAGCCUCAGUCAACAUGGUGACCGUGGACAACAUCACUCCGCUCCACGAGUCCUGCAUGCAGGCUCAUCCAAAGUGUGCCCAGCUGCUGCUGGAGGCUGGAGCCCAGGUGGAUGUUCGGACCAUCCAUGGCAGCACCCCUCUCUGUAACGCCUGUGGCUCUGGCAGCCUGGAGUGUGCCAAGCUGCUGCUGGAGUAUGGAGCCAAAGUGAACCCGUCCCUCACAGCUCUCACUGCCUCGCCGCUCCAUGAGGCCUGCAUACGAGGUAGUGUCGACGUUGUGAGGCUGAUGAUAGCCAGCGGUGCUAAGCUGGAGGCGUAUGAUGUCCACUUUGGACCUCCACUGCACAUCACAUGUGCUAAAGGACACGUGAACUGUGUGAAGGAGCUGCUGAUUGCAGGUGCCAAAGUGAAUUCAGUGAAGUUCCAUGAGACAGCUCUGCACCAUGCAGCUCGAGCCCACAUGGUGGACAUGAUUGAGCUGUUGGUGGAGUUCGGAGCCAACGUGUAUGCUAGUGACAACCUGGGAAGAAAACCUGUGGACUACACAACACCUGCGUCUCCCUCUCACACCUGCCUGGAGUUUUAUGAAAGUAAUCCUCUGAGCCUGCAGCAGCUCUGUAGAAUCACUGUGAGGAUGACGCUUGGCACCAGAGCCUCAGAGGUCAUAGGUCAGCUGAACAUAUCCCCCCGCAUCCACAGCUACCUCCAGCACUGUGACCGUCCCCCAUCACUGCAGAGGGACACAUGAACGGAUAUAUGAGAGACUGCAUCAUGGACAACAUAUCUGCUUAUAAUUUAAAACAUAUUAGGUUAUCCAUCAUAAAUUGAUUAAUGUAAGUCAUGUCCCAUACACAGAUGUAAUAUAUGUACAUAUAUUGAAUUUUCAUAAAUGAAAUAUAUAUACAUA
This is a messenger RNA of Seriola dumerili (greater amberjack), 1134 nucleotides long. RefSeq names its product ankyrin repeat and SOCS box protein 13-like (gene asb13a.1). Gene Ontology annotation, biological process: protein ubiquitination; intracellular signal transduction; positive regulation of protein catabolic process. The record is from RefSeq and is a predicted model, not a curated record. Gene Ontology annotation, molecular function: protein binding. The transcript has 6 exons. Bases 88 to 975 code for a protein of 295 amino acids. NCBI's taxonomy places the organism in Eukaryota, Metazoa, Chordata, Actinopteri, Carangiformes, Carangidae.